This is a messenger RNA of Vollenhovia emeryi, 2115 nucleotides long. RefSeq names its product probable dolichyl pyrophosphate Man9GlcNAc2 alpha-1,3-glucosyltransferase. Lineage: Eukaryota; Metazoa; Arthropoda; Insecta; Hymenoptera; Formicidae. The record is from RefSeq and is a predicted model, not a curated record. Gene Ontology annotation, molecular function: dolichyl pyrophosphate Man9GlcNAc2 alpha-1,3-glucosyltransferase activity. The transcript is spliced from 2 exons. Gene Ontology annotation, cellular component: endoplasmic reticulum membrane. Gene Ontology annotation, biological process: protein N-linked glycosylation. The coding region runs from base 434 to 2035 and encodes 533 amino acids.
ACCAAGAAACCUGUACGUUACCGGCAGAGUUAUCUCUAGAGAAAAAAAGUUUUAACAUUUGUGUGCAGAUGGCGCAUAUGAAACUCCUGUUAUAUCGAUGAUCGGACAGUAUCGAUAUUUAAAAUCGAUGUCGCAGGUGGUCGCCAACGCAGUGCCACUGCCGACGCUGCUGACGCCGACAAAUAUCCGCAUCGUACUCCGAGGUCCCGCAAGUCACGUACAGCGUCUAAUAAUCUAAUAUAAUACAGCAAGUGCUUGCUAAAAGAACUACCGCGGCUGAAUAUGCCGUAUAGCGAAGAAUACAUUAAGGACAAGGUGAACGUGGGAUUGAAAGCUGUACACGUGGAGCCUCCUCUCGAGUUCCUUGCCGAUUAGUUUCGAUUCGAGGAUAGCUAUUCGAAGCGACAGACGUGGGCCGCUCGUAUGAGGGAUAAUGCGGGGAAAGCUGCAGCUUAUUUUCAUCACCUCCCUCGCCGUUCUCUUGAGAUGCUGCGUUACUUAUCACUCCCACAGCGGAGAGGGCAAGCCCCCGAUGUACGGAGACUACGAGGCCCAGCGGCACUGGCAGGAGAUCACGUUGAAUCUGCCUGUCGACAAGUGGUACAUCAAUACCACAGACAACGAUCUGCAGUAUUGGGGCCUAGAUUAUCCGCCUUUGACGGCGUACCACAGCCUCCUGUUAGGUCACGUUGCCAACAGAAUAGAUCCCGCCUUCGUGAAGCUGCGGGAAUCCCGGGGAUUCGAGAGCGCGACGCACAAGCACUUCAUGAGACUGACCGUAUUGGUCGCCGACAUUCUGAUCUACUUGCCGGCGAUCGUGUACUUUAUAGUCAACUCGCAUUCGCGGGGCAGUUGUCAGUUCGACGAGACCAACGUAUUCAGGUUUACGAGGCGAAACCUCGCUGUCCUGACCGCGCUGAUCUACCCGGGAUUGAUACUGAUAGAUCACGGACACUUUCAGUACAAUUGCGUGUCGCUGGGCCUCUUCGUCGCCGCCGUGGCCGUUAUAGUGCAAGAUUCAUUCGUCGUUAGCUCGGUCCUGUUUGUCCUGGCGCUCAACUAUAAGCAGAUGGAGCUGUAUCACGCGUUGCCGUUUUUCUUCUAUAUACUCGGACGUCACACGCCCGGCAAGACGAGGUCCUGGUCCCACUGCGUUCGCAGACUGACACGCGUGUCCCUCGCGGUGCUGCUGACGUUCUACGUUAUCUGGAUGCCGUUUCUCAAGAGCAGAGACCUGUUCUUCAGCACAGUACUGAGACUAUUCCCCUUUUCCAGGGGUGUGUUCGAGGACAAGGUCGCCAAUGUCUGGUGCGCGAUCAACGUUGUCUGCAAAUUGCGGCAGAUUUUCACCAACGCCCAGUUGGCCAAGAUCUGUUUAACGGCGACAACGUGCGCGGUUCUACCGAGCUGCGUCAGCUUGUACCUGUCGCCUACGAGAAACGCGUUUCUACUAUCUCUGAUUAACUCCGCCCUGGCAUUCUUCCUCUUUUCGUUUCAAGUUCACGAGAAGUCCGUUCUCCUGGUCGCCGUUCCGGUCUUGCUGUACUUUCACAACGAUCCUCUCCCUUGCUUCUGGUUCCUCAUCAUCUCGCACUUCAGUAUGCUGCCGUUGUUCAUAAAGGAUGAGCUGUACCUCGCUUACCUCGGCACGAUGGUCUUUUACUUUUGUUCCGUCUCUUGGGUGUGGCCCGAGCUAUUGUGUAACAGUAGAGCAAAAAGCGUGUUAAACAAGGAUAAGUCAAAGUCGAGAAGUAAGGCAAGACAAAGUAAGAAAAGCAAGCUCCUCCCAGAUUUGUUGAACCUCAGUAAAAGGCGCUGGCUCCUCGUCGCGUUCUAUGGAUCUAUUUCAGGUGCGUCGCUUCUCUCCAUUGUCAGCCAAUUGGCGAAACCUCCCGAAAGUUACCCGGAUCUAUUUCCGCUUUUAAUAUCGAUAUAUUCGUGCGGACAUUUUCUAAUUUUCUUGGUGUAUUUCAAUUACGUGCAACUGUUUGUAUUAAAGCGAGAGACCGUCGCAGGUAAACUCAAGUCGCAUUAAUCGAGCUAGUGAAACUAGAGAAUGUGUAAAUUGUAAAGACUAAAUAAAUCUGCUCUUUGAAAAGGGCAUGUAAAGACGAA